AUGCCUGCGAGCUUGAUGAGAAGGCUAGGAGGUGAUGUGAUCAAAUGGUUUCGACGCGAGGCUAUGAUCCAGCAGAGUAGAAGGCGACUCAAAACGCGCGUCCUGGUGCAGUUGGAGGAAUCGCAGUGCUGCCGUGAGGUCACACAAGCCACCAUUACCGCUUUGAGUGUUAGCGGGCAGCGCUUCGUGACCACGGAGCCGCUUGUGAUGCUGACAGGAAAUACGAAAUUCACAAAUAGACACUUCCCGACUCAAUAA
Molecule: messenger RNA, 258 nt
Organism: Morchella sextelata
Lineage: Eukaryota; Fungi; Ascomycota; Pezizomycetes; Pezizales; Morchellaceae
Exons: 4
Coding region: 1-258 (85 amino acids)
Source: RefSeq, a predicted model, not a curated record